GCGGUGACGUUGUAUGCGUUGAACUUGUGUUGAAUUCUCGGAGCGAACAGUGGCGAACACUUCAAUGUGGCUGGCAGGCUCACAGCAGAUGGAUAUGGACGGGAUUCAUCUGUGCAUUGUGUACUGAAAUGCAGUCCGCGGAGAAGUUAUGAAACAGUCAACUGACUUUAAACGGGAGAGUUUCAAUGUUAUUCCUGCAGGACAUCAUGGCUCCAUGCAAUUGAUGAUAGGAAUACGUUUUGUCAGUCGCCCUCAGAAUGGUCACAGUUUUUCCGAGACCUACUGUCAUUUCCUCCAUGCUUCAGAUAAACUUGUAUAGUGUUGUAGCGCAUAGUCAUCAUCAUCACUUGCUGCGGAGAAACCGAAACUUUCAGAAACACAGUCAACAAUAAACUUUGGACAAUAAACUACGAGAACGGCGGACUGGAUUCCUUGUGUUUGCUCAUUUUGAAUUGCGUUUCCAUUGAAUUUCUGUUGUCUGAGAAGCUUUGUUUUCGCAAUCGUGCAAGAAGCUAACGAUUUUGUUAUUCGUGUAGAUUUACUAGCAGACCUGCAGGUCUAUCAGCAGAAAAAGAGUAAAUUAUUAAACAAUGGUGGACUGGUGCCGUGCAAAGGUAUCGCAUUUGAUAGAAAAAUUACGAGAGCACCCUAUUCUGUGGGAUGUCCGCUGCACGGACGAGAAAAACAAGAAUCGAAAGGCCGAAGCGUUGGAGGAAAUCGCGAAUGCACUGCAUGUGCCAGUUGAAGAAGUGAUGAAAAAACUGCAUAGUCUGAAAGUGCAAUUUAGCCGGGAAUAUUGCCGUGUUCGGAGGGAGAAACAACGAACCGGUCGAACGUACAUACCCAAGUGGUACGGCUACGAGCAAUUGCUGUUCUUGAAGGACGCCAACACAAGACACAAGAAGUGGUUUGUCACCGAGGAAAACGACGACUGCAACGAUUGUACCAACAGCGACGACUUAUCAAUAAUAUCACCCACUUCAAUAAAAGAUGAAUACAUGGCACCCUUAGAAGAGGAGAAAGAAAGAACUCAGACGCAGACCCCGAGACCAAUAUUUGACCCCUCUCUUGAGAACAACACACAUAAUUUACAAGCACACUUUCUUUCACAAAAAUUUCAAGCACCACAAAAUGCCGUGUUUGACGAGUUCAUAUCGUAUGGAUUAUAUAUAGCCAGUAAAUUAAGAGCCUUCAAUGACCCGUACCUUCAAGCUGUAGCGAAACAGAAUAUUAACAAAGUAAUAUUCAACAUUGAAUUGAAACAAUGUCAGCGCAAUGCAACAAACAAAUGCUCAACAUCUUUUGAGAAUAAUUUCCAAAACCACACAGGCUCGAGUUCUCCCCGGUGAAGCAAAGGAAAAGGAGGUGAAAGAUCUCAGUUUUUUAAUAAGAGUUUCAUACAUAGGUUAAAUAAAGCUACCU
Messenger RNA from Hermetia illucens (black soldier fly), 1422 nucleotides. RefSeq lists its product as uncharacterized. Lineage: Eukaryota; Metazoa; Arthropoda; Insecta; Diptera; Stratiomyidae. The transcript is spliced from 3 exons. The coding region runs from base 591 to 1349 and encodes 252 amino acids. The record is from RefSeq and is a predicted model, not a curated record.